AUGUCGAGCAGCAACGCCGAGUGCAGCACUAAGCCGAAGGGGGCGGAAGGCGCAAAGAAGGAGCAAGGGGGACCUAGGAGGACUACGGUGCAGCACCAACAGCUACCGCCGAGACCGAAACUCGUCCCCAGCUAUCCUUCUGCCGAAGCAAGGAUCCAGCCUUCGUGCGACACCGACGAUGGCGACGCAACUUUCUUGCCUUUCGAACUGUCCGGCCUACCCGCGGUCACAUCUCAAGAAGUGCGAGGUGACGAGCAAUGGACGUCUGUCAUCACAGCUCCCGCUUACGCACCCCUGGAAAGCUGGUCAAACGUAAUGCAGAGUCUCAUACGCCAUCCGGAACGCAAUUCGAGCAACAUACUUCGCGCCGAUAUCGUUUCCGAGACGACCGCAAAGGAUCGCCUUCCUAACUUCGCCGAAGGAGUAGCAGUAUGGGAGAAGCAAUGGACGAUACGUAGGUCGUUGUUGCCAAGGAGGCCGAAUUUGGAUUGGAGCAUGUUGCAGGAUUGUUCGCUGUUUUACCGGUAUCGCGGGGUAGCGAGGGAGGUGAAGCAGGAGGACCAUCAGGACGAAGAGGAUGAGGGGAAAGUUGUGGAAGCAGUGGUGGUGUAUACUCCUUUGAUAGGGGAUAUGGAUCAUCCAAAGAUGAACAUUACCGAAGAUGCUUCGACAUGCGCAUCGUCACCACCACGUAUCGGCCACCCACCGCCUUACGAAUCCUACAUCCCCUUCUAUCACCCCAAAGUCCGCGCACUAGCAUUCCACUUCCACGCCCCACCGUCACCGCCCUCCUCAUUCUCCGCUCAUCUCGACCCCACCUACGGCCGUCUCUCAAUCUCGCUCAUUCCCUUCUCCCCCUCCGCCGCCACCUUUCCCCCUAUGCACCGCCUUUCCCGCGUCGCCCUGUCGCUCCUCACCACGCUCCACAUGCACACCUGGGGCCACCUCCACUCGUACCGCAAACGCGUCCACCACGACACGCUCAUCCCGCGCUCCCUCUACCAAGACCUCUACCUUUCCCUCAAGACCAAACAUGCAUCUGCACUGAUUCGCAACUGGAAGGAGGCUACGGAUCCGAGCAAGCACGUGUUUGAGGAGAUGGGAAUCGCUGCCUUUCUCAUCGGAUUAUGGACGCAGCAGUACGGAGGUGAGGAAGAUUGGAGGGGGAAGGUGAAGUUUGUGGAUGUAGGGUGUGGCAAUGGUCUGUUGACGUAUAUCUUGAUGAAGGAAGGGUUUCGCGGGGUGGGGUUGGAUAUGAGGGCCAGAAAGAGUUGGGCUGGAUAUACCGCGGAUGGUGCCAAGUUGAGAGAGUGGAACUUCAACCCCGCCACCCUCCUCCACAACAACGAUGACGAUGACGAGUGGAAUGGCGCUUGGUUGAUCGGAAACCAUGCAGAUCAACUCACUCCCUGGAUACCCCUCCUGGCGAACCAUCACCGCGCCCAAGGCUUCAUCAACCUUCCCUGCUGCUACUACGAUCUCGACGGCACUCGCGAUUUCCCACUCCUGCUCAAAGGUGAACCGGGCGAAACGCUGUCCAGAAACGAACAGUAUUUGGCCUACGUCAGCAAGUUGCACCAGGAGAGCGGCUGGACGGUCGAACUGGAUCCAUUGCGGAUCCCGAGCACCAAAAAUUGGUGUUUCGUCGGAAGACACAGGCAGCCCAACUCUCCAGAUGACGCUCACCUCAAGAACACACUCGCCCAGACAAUCGAGAGAGCUUCACUUGGCGCAUGGAGUCUCUCCACCACAACACACGACCCAGCUCCAACACGAUCAUCGUGA
Messenger RNA from Pseudozyma hubeiensis SY62, 1785 nucleotides. RefSeq lists its product as hypothetical. The transcript has a single exon. The coding region runs from base 1 to 1785 and encodes 594 amino acids. The record is from RefSeq and is a predicted model, not a curated record. Lineage: Eukaryota; Fungi; Basidiomycota; Ustilaginomycetes; Ustilaginales; Ustilaginaceae. Gene Ontology annotation, molecular function: tRNA (uridine) methyltransferase activity. Gene Ontology annotation, biological process: tRNA methylation.